This is a messenger RNA of Podarcis lilfordi (Lilford's wall lizard), 2180 nucleotides long. The record is from the annotation of a GenBank genome assembly. NCBI's taxonomy places the organism in Eukaryota, Metazoa, Chordata, Lepidosauria, Squamata, Lacertidae.
AUGCUCCUAGGGGCGUCCUGGCUGUGCUCCUCCAAGGCCGCCGCCGCCGCCGCCGCCGAGAAGCGGGCUGCCGAGGAGAGGCGGAGGCGGCGCGCUGCUGGAGGAGGUGGCGGCGGGGGUGGUGGCGGCGGCAGUAACGGCGAGGGGCCACCAGCCGCCGCCGCCGCCGCCGCCUGCGGAGGGGCCAUGGACGAGUCUUCGCUGCUGGACUUGCUGGAGUGCUCCGUGUGCCUGGAGCGCCUGGACACGACGGCCAAGGUGCUCCCGUGCCAGCACACUUUCUGCCGCCGCUGCCUCGAGAGCAUCGUCAGCUCCCGCCACGAGCUGCGCUGCCCCGAGUGCCGCAUCCUGGUGGGCUGCGGGGUCGACGAGCUGCCCGCCAAUAUCCUGCUCGUCCGCUUGCUCGACGGCAUCCGGCAGAGACCCCGCGCCGCCGCCGCCGGCAACGGAGCCCCGGGGAGCCCCACAGCCCCGGGCAACGCGGCUGCUCCCUGUGCGGGCAACCCCGCUGCAGCAGGAGGAAACAACCCUGUUCCCGCCACUAACCCCGCCUGUCACCCCGUGGCGGCGGCGGCUGCCACAGCGGCCUCCCCAGGCUCCCCUAGCAGUGCCGCCGCUGCAGCCGCAGCCUCAGCCGCCGCCAGCCUGAGGGAACUGGCCGCCGCUAGCCGGAGCGCCCUGCUGAAGGUAAGUCUUUCCUUUUCCUCUUCCCGCCUUUUUUGUUCCUCGGUCUCCGCCCCGCGCCAGCCAACAAGCUGCCUGUUCACACGUGGCUUAGUUGUGCUUAUACAGUAUAUACACAGCCAGGGGCGCCAACUUGAAUAUAUAUAUAUAUAUAUAUAUAUAUAUAUAUAUAUGGGGAGGUAAGCCUUGCCCUGCAUAAUUGUUCACAAGACACACAACCACUUGAAUGGCAAUGACUUUCAACUGGGGGGGGCUCAAAUAUUUUAUUGGGGGGGGCACGAAGGGAUCUCGGCCCCUAGGAGUUGGUUGCUAUGGCUUAUAUAUGUACAGCUUCUUGUUUCCACACCUUUCGUCCAGGACGUUGAUGUGUCCUUAAUAGAAACAACAACAUAACAAUGGCACUGCUACCAACUAUACAUGUUGGGCUGCCCCCUUUGGCUUAGCUGGAAAGCAGGUCUAGUAUGUUGGUUAGCUAGUACUCCUAUUGAACUUUGAACAUCUGGGGAUGAAUGACUUCAAGAGGCGCCGGGGGUGCCAACUUGACUAAAAUAUUGGGGGGCAGGGCAGGUAAGCACCGCCCCACAUAAUUGAUCACAUGAUGUGGCACAUGUGCACCCUUGAACUUUGGGGUGGAUGGCCCCCUCAGAUAUUUUACCGGAGGGCUGAAGGGACCUGGGCCCCUAGAAGUUGGCUCCUCUGAGUUUUUGUCAAUAUAGGGGGGCAAGGGCAUCUGUGGCGUCUAGGUUGUAGGGGAAAUACGAUGUCCCGAAAUUCCUUACCACUAGGCAAAAGGGCAGGCGGAUGCACUGGGAGACGUUGGCUCUGGUCACUUUUAAGAGUUGCCGUUGCCACUUGAAGAAGCUCUGUAAACUCUCCUCUUGGUCCUAAUAAAGAUACUGUUUGGCUGCCUUGGUGAAUUUUGUGUGCGGUUGUUUCUUUUUAAGCAGGACCUACAUUUCUUACGAUACAGAGCUGCAGAGCCAAGACAAGCUGCACCUGACAAAAUUCUUUUCUGUGCAAUUAUGAUAUAUAUAGCAGCCUUGCCCUAUCUUAUAUCUGUGCCACUUCAUCCGACUUGCACGUUGCCUAGUUAUGGAUGCUUUGUUCAAAUCGUGCAUUAGUUACCAAUGGCCUUUUUCAAAUAACAGAGGGCAUGCCUGCACGCUGCUCUGCCAGUGAUAUAGCAAAAUAGCAUUGUUAUCGGAAUUUGCAUCACAUACUCUUUCAGAAUUUACUGCCUUUCUCCCAUAUUCCUUUUUCAUUUGCUCUAGUGCGUAUGCAGUUCUGUGGACUAGCCCUGAGGGAACGUUAUGCCUUUGUUGCAAUAUGCUAUACUGAGAUAUUCCUCAGGUUUCAGUAAGAUAGGUGGCCAAAGCCUACAUUAAUUUGUAUUUGUGUAGGAGUGGGGGCUGCAAGAAUGUGGCACCGUUUCCAGUGUGUUAACUUCAGAGGAGGCAAGCGCUCUCCUUAAAGACAGUGUUUGUCCCUCAAAAUGA